Messenger RNA from Triticum aestivum (bread wheat), 693 nucleotides. RefSeq lists its product as uncharacterized. The coding region runs from base 24 to 611 and encodes 195 amino acids. The record is from RefSeq and is a predicted model, not a curated record. NCBI's taxonomy places the organism in Eukaryota, Viridiplantae, Streptophyta, Magnoliopsida, Poales, Poaceae. The transcript has a single exon.
AACAUCUCCCGACGAAGAGAGAGAUGUGCACACUCUAUAUGACUAUGGCGAAGAUCAUUCUCCUCCUCGUCCUUGCGCCCUUUUGCAUGGCUGCCGCAAGCACGGACUGCCGUGGUGUGCCGGCGCUGGAUGGGUCUUCUGCCUGCGGCGAGUCAUGCAGCACGAAGCUGUUGCAAGAUCUAUGCAUCGACGUGAUGAUCUGGGGCGGCGUCGAAAUAUCCGGGUCGCACAAGGAGGGCGCCACCGGAUACGUGAUCCUCGCCGCGCGGUUUGCCGUGGAAUCCUUGGAUGCCACACAACUCGCCGCGAGGAACCAGCUGAGCCAGAACACCUCGCUCUCUGGCCAGGUGAGGGACGCCUACGAGGGAUGCCUGAAUGACUAUGCCACGGUGAGAAGCUCCAUCAACCGCGUCGCCAACGAGAUGCUGCCCAAUUGCCGCUUCGCGGGGGUCGCCGACGAGUUCGCCCGUGGGGUGAAGAGCUUGGAGAGCUGCUGGAUCCGGCUGAUGCGACCGCCUGUGAAGUCGACACCGUUGUACAACUUGGUCUGGGCCGACCGAUACAAACUACUGCUAAUUCACUUACUUGAUGGUAAACUACUAGGCAUAUGAGCGUAUACGACGGACCUAGAGGCCGUACGUACACAAAAAGGAGCAAUCAAUAAAAUAUGCGGGGUUUGGCCGCACCGUUACA